Molecule: messenger RNA, 1758 nt
Organism: Seminavis robusta
Lineage: Eukaryota; Bacillariophyta; Bacillariophyceae; Naviculales; Naviculaceae
Source: the annotation of a GenBank genome assembly
AUGUCGUUCACUGAUACUACUGAAAUCAUUGCGGCCUUACAAGCAGUGCCAAGAUCCCGUGCUUUGUGGCGCAUCUAUGGUCAGGAUAAUAAAGAACCCAUACUUUUGUAUCCCCCCGAGCGAAUUCCAGAGAUCCUGGCGGCCCAUCAUUUCACUCCAUUGGAACUUGCUCUAUUUUCCAAGGCCAGUUUGGAGACUGUCCAGAAUAUUUACCAUGAUGACCCCUCUGCUCUGACGGCUGGGUUGUUGCUGAACCUUUGUACUCAUGGUGCCAAACCUGGCGUCAUCAAGUAUUUGGUUACCCAACAGCCCAACCUUGUCAAACAAGUGGGUCCUGAAUUUGGAAUUAUGAAGCGCCACCCUUUUGUACGUAGUUGUAUGAUGAAACGCAUGAGUCUGCUGACGGUGGCAUUGCAGCAAGGUCCAGGAGAAAAUUGUCCUUUCUCGGAAGAUUCCGAUAUUCUGGCUCUAGGACAAGCCAAUCCCACCGCAUUGACGCGGCCCCCAUCUUAUCCAGAAAUCAGAAUUUCCAUCCCAGUCCGCUGCCUGUUGCAAUGGAAGUAUUCCCUAAAACUCAUGACGGAAGUCUUUCGGUUGUGCGCUCAAAAAUAUGCGGCACAACCAUUCUCCAGAGACAAACACACAUUACUAUUCGAUGAGGACAUAUUUUGCCCUAUGAUUCGUAUCCCUCCAGGGCAACGGUUCUUUGUCAGAAGAUCAUCGGAUCCAUCUCCCUUGCUCCGUACAGCAUUGGAUAUAGAUUGCAUCACUGCCAUGUGGUCAGCAGGGCUGCUCGAGUAUUUCAACACCAACAAAUGCAGAAAAUGGGAACCCACAGCAUUCCUGCAACUUGUCAAGUACUUUCUCGGCAAUCCAAAACUCACUGUCCUCAACAUGGGUGCUUUUCCCGACCCUGCUGGUCCACACAAAGAAGAGUUGCCUUCCUUGAAUGAUCCAACCUACAAGGCAUUGUCCAAAAACUGUGCAAUUUCUACUGUUGUGUUGAAUUUUUCUCCCGAGACAAAUCCUCUGGCGGUGAGCUUUUUACAAGAUUCAGUGGCAUUGAUGCCUCAGCUGGUCAAUCUGCGGCUGUGCCUCUCGUCAGAUGGUUUACAAAUUGCAGCUCCAACCAUCUGUCACCUCUUGGCAAAGGAAGACACCACUCUGGUGGACCUGGUCAUUCUCAUCACCCAACACCACAAUAACAAUAAAAAGCUUAGUCUGCAGGUUGUUCUGGAAGUGUUGAAGACCAACAAGACCCUCCAAAACUUUGCCUAUCGCAAUGACCAGGAUCCAGCAUUGGUUCAAACCUACGAAGAUUGCCUUGUCGACAUUCUCAAGACUGCAAAUGCAACUCUAGAGACAGCCGAGUUUCGGAGCGUGCAGUACCGCAGCGAACAGCUGCCCAGCAAAGGUCAGCUGGGCUACUACACAACACUGAAUCGACAUGAAAGAGGAUUGCUACAGAAGAUCACAGACUGGGAUUGUUUUGUUGUAAUCUUAACGAGGGCUCAGCAGGAGCAGCCGAAUUACUCGGAUUUGGAUCGAGUCAACAUCACAUUUGGGCUACUCCUGGAGAAUCCGAUCAUGUGGCUCAAAUUCACUUCUUUACCGAAGGUUCAAGCUCCCACCAAAAUGAUCUCUUCCCACAAUGAUGACGAUGACACUGAGCCAGAGCCCAAGAAGCGCAAGUUGACCAAGAAUGAUGAUUCGGCAAAUGACUGGAUGAGGGCGGCCUCGGUACACUUUUUCGGAUAG